UAGCGUAGUGGGCGCAGUGGAUCUGGGCAGGGCGGGUCUCUGAGCCGGGGGGCGGGGCGUACCCUGUAGACCCGUGGGCCACCUGGGUCGGGUCCUAGUUGGAGGUGGCCUGCGGCGCUGGCCUCAACUACCAUAGCUCUGGCGGAGUCUGCGCGAUGGGCGACCCGGAAAGGUCGGAAGCGGCCGGGCCCGAGCUGGUUGAGAGAUUAUCUCCAGAUACCAAUGAAGAUGAAGAGCCACUCCUAAGAAAGAGUUCUCGUCGAUUUGUCAUCUUUCCAAUCCAGUAUCCUGAUAUAUGGAAAAUGUAUAAACAGGCACAGGCAUCCUUCUGGACAGCAGAAGAGGUUGACUUAUCAAAGGAUCUUCCUCAUUGGAACAAGCUUAAAUCAGAUGAGAAGUAUUUUAUCUCUCACAUCUUAGCCUUUUUUGCAGCCAGUGAUGGAAUUGUGAAUGAAAAUUUGGUGGAGCGCUUCAGUCAGGAGGUGCAGGUUCCAGAGGCUCGCUGUUUCUAUGGCUUUCAAAUUCUCAUCGAGAAUGUUCACUCAGAGAUGUACAGUUUACUAAUAGACACUUACAUCAGAGAUCCCAAGAAAAGGGAAUUUUUAUUUAAUGCAAUUGAAACUAUGCCAUAUGUAAAGAAAAAAGCAGAUUGGGCUUUGCGAUGGGUAGCAGAUAGAAAAUCUACUUUUGGGGAAAGGGUGGUAGCCUUUGCUGCUGUAGAAGGCAUUUUCUUCUCUGGAUCAUUUGCUGCUAUAUUUUGGCUGAAGAAAAGAGGUCUCAUGCCUGGACUCACUUUUUCCAAUGAACUCAUCAGCAGAGAUGAAGGGCUUCACUGUGACUUUGCUUGCCUGAUAUUUCAAUAUUUAUUAAAUAAACCCUCGGAAGAAAGGGUUAGGGAAAUCAUUGUUAAUGCUGUUGAAAUUGAGCAGGAGUUUUUAACAGAAGCCUUACCAGUUGGCCUUAUUGGAAUGAAUUGUGUUUUGAUGAAGCAGUAUAUUGAGUUUGUAGCUGACAGAUUACUUGUAGAACUUGGAUUCUCAAAGGUUUAUCAGGCAGAAAAUCCCUUUGAUUUUAUGGAAAACAUUUCUUUAGAAGGGAAAACAAAUUUCUUUGAGAAACGAGUAUCAGAGUAUCAGCGUUUUGCAGUUAUGGCAGAAACCACAGAUAAUGUCUUCACCUUGGAUGCAGAUUUUUAAAACCCUCCUCAUAUGUAAACCUCUCGCUGGUAAAGUGAUUUUUUCUUUCUCUCUUUUUUUUAAGCCUGCAAAUAUCUUCUUUAGGGAACAAAAUUUUGCUAAAAAGGAAACCCCAAACCAAUUGUAGUCAAAUUGGAUUUGUUUAAAUACACUUUAAUUUUUCUGUUUAACAACCAAAGUUUGAUCUAAAUGCUUUUGUCACUAAAAUGUGAUAGUAUGUAGUGUUUAAGAACAUGGAGGAAGGGCCAGAUAUAAAUUUGAUAUGCUAUCCUUUCUACUUUUGUACACUUCUUGACACUUCAGUCUCUCUAAAGCUCAGUGUACUUAUCUUUAAAAUGAGCGUAAUUGUAGGUAGUAAGUUCAUAGAGUGUAUAUGAGGAUUAAAGUGUUAAAUAAGCACUAAGCCAAUACCACCACCACUACUAAUAUCACUACUUACUAAUAGUGCUAAUUGCAGUGAUAUGAUACAAUGCUCCUAUCUCCUCAAGUAAUUGUGACUCUACGUCCUAAGAUCUAGAUUUUUCUCUUCUGAAUGUUUGGGGAAGAACAUAUAGAUUUCCUUUAAAAAUAUAUUUCUCAUUAACACAGUCCAGCCUCUUUGGAUUUUCAGCAUGCUAUAAAAGAAAUUUAGUUUUUUAGUUGCUUAGGGCAGAAUGCUUAUGGAGAGGAAUCCAGGAAGUUGUCAUGGUAGCUGACUUAGUAGGUAAGAUGAUUCUGAUCUGUCAGAAAUUAAACAGGGUAGCCAUUACAAGACCUAGCCCAGGACACUUAAAUAGUUAUUAGCCCCUCUAGGUACUUUAUGGGGGAGGGGGAGAAGAAAUCAGAUAAGUCUGGAAAAUACUGUAUACCCUGUUCCUCUGAUAUGCACAGUUGGUAUAUCAUAGGCUGAGAAAUUUCGCAGUGUGCACACUAACUUCUCCCUGCAUAUGCCAGACCUACUUAACGCAGGUUUGAUUUCUAUCUAGUUAAUACCUCUGCUGACCAUUAUUUCUCAGAGUGGAGUUUGGAAAGGGUUGGCUUGGAACCAUUUUUACACAAACAAAAGACUGGACUAAGCAAGGGAGAGUCUGGUAAGGGUUAUUGAGCCACUUUAGAUUUGGGCCAAGCUGCAUCAUGUAACUGUGAACGACCUCAGUUGUGUUUCUUUCAUAUGUUUUUAAAAUGUGUUUAUUCUCUUCUAAGAUAGAGUUCUUUUAAUGGAACUAUGUGCACUGCAUGAUAACAGAACAUGAGGGAGAUGUCAGUCUCUGCAGAGGAGUUUAAAGAAAGGUCAGGAGCUGAGGUCUCUGAGAAGUCUGCCCCUUCUUUAUUAUUAGGAAGAGUCAAGAGGUAACCUGAGACCCAGAAAAUAAUGUGGUUCCUUACUCACAGCAAACUACUUUAUAAAAUCCUAGAAACAAAAAUUUAGAGAUUUUUCUCUUUGCAUAAAUGUUUUUUUCACUCUCAGCUGUCUAAUUGAUUACAACUGGGGGUUCUAAGUGGAUGCAAAAAGAACAGCUAUUUAUUGGAAAGAAUAUCAGAAACCUUGAGAUUUUGGGGCCUACAGUAAUGCCAUUUAUCUGUUCCAUGCUUCAGAGUUUGCCAAGGGUUUUUACAUCACCUUAUUUGCUCUCACAAUAGCUUUAAGUGCUUGACAGAACAACUCAUACUGAAAUCCUACAGAUGGAAAGAGUGAAGUUUAGAGAAGCUAAAUAACUUGGCCAAGGUCUGCUUAUAGUCACUGUAUAACUUUUCUUCUCUUUCCUAGAAGUUAUAUUUCUUAUAUUUAGUACUUUGCCAUCUGUCUUUAUUUGAUUUUGCUGAUUUCUUCAUUAAAGUAUCAUAACCUUUAAUUAAGGUAUCAUCAUAAACCUUAAAGUGUUAAUAUAUUUAGGCAAUAUAUUCAAAGGUAUUUAUCUGCUGAUGUGCAAAAACUUAACAAUUAAUAUUGAUGAUAUCCAUAAUGUCAGAAUGAAAGGAAAGAAGUUUUAUGGUGCAUGUUUCCUUUGUUUUGAACAUGAAUCUUUUUCAUAGGUAAUGACCUUCAUUGGAAGGCAAUUUAUAAUAGUAAUAGACAUAACUAUCAUAAUGAAGAAGAUUUACAGUCAAAAUACUGGAAUUUAAUACACUGGUUUAUUUUCAAUAUUUUAUAUGCCUACCCAGGCCUCUGGGUUAUAUAUUUAUUUAUUACAGUUGGUACUUUGGCUCUUAAUUCUUUGAAAUCAAGUUGUGGAAUCUUUUACACUAUUAUCUUGGCGGUAAAGAAAGGCACUUUUUAUGUUUACCAAUUUUUAAACAAAUAUAUUUGUAUCAUUGCAUAUUAUAGUUCUAUUAUAGAUGGCCUUUAUUAAAGGCGUUUAUUGUAUCUUGUAGAAUCAUUGCUUGGAAGGAAUUGGGUUGAUCCAGUGCUUUCAGACAGGGUUAUUUUGCUAUCUGAUUCUAUAUAAAAAUAGACAUUAUUUUACAAUAUAAGUUUACCCUAGUUAUGUCUUAAUAUAUGAAAUUUUUGACUCAUUUUGGAAAUCUACAUUUUUUUCUUCUUUUCACUGGUUUAUUUUUUUCUGUUCAUGAAAAAAGAGAUAUUGAGAAAAUAGCAGUUUGCAUACUUUAAAAACUUGGUUUACAUUUAAAUAUGCUAACUUUACUGUCAUAGAAUUAUAAAAUUUCAUUUGGUAUAGAUUAAACUAAGAGCCAAAUGUUACUAAUUUACAGUGACAAAGAAAACUACUGAUGCAUGAAAGCUGUGUGAAAGUCAGUUUAGUCCUCUAAUCAGGUAUUACUUUUUCAAAUUAAGUUGAGUAGGUUGGUCACCAGCUCAGGAACUCUUCCCUGGCAGAAUCUGUAUGUGUGGCAUGGAAGUGAUAUUUGUAUAUUUUUGUUUUAAAUAGUUUUCUCCUUUCUAAGCAGCUAUAGUUUUGAAGGAAAAACUUAAUAAUCCUAAGGAUAUAGACAGAAAGGAUUUAAGCCUUCAAAUUUAAAAGAAAAUACAAUGGAAGACUGGAGAAUAAUUAUUUUUUUGUUUAGAUAAAAAUAUAGCAAGUCUUUUUCUAAGUUCACAGUAUUCUUACACAUUUGACUCUUUUACAGAUAUGUUUUGA
Molecule: messenger RNA, 4273 nt
Organism: Condylura cristata (star-nosed mole)
Lineage: Eukaryota; Metazoa; Chordata; Mammalia; Eulipotyphla; Talpidae
Gene: RRM2B
Product: ribonucleotide reductase M2 B (TP53 inducible)
Exons: 9
Coding region: 156-1196 (346 amino acids)
Biological process (GO): deoxyribonucleotide biosynthetic process
Cellular component (GO): cytosol
Molecular function (GO): ribonucleoside-diphosphate reductase activity, thioredoxin disulfide as acceptor
Source: RefSeq, a predicted model, not a curated record